GCCGGUGUGCGGGAGGGAUCCGCGCACGCGCGCGCCGCGCGGGAGCCAUGGCGGCGCCCACGCUGCCCACGCCGCGGUACGAGCACGUGGGGCCGCACGGGCCGUUCCGGGAGGUGUACGAGCCGGCUGAGGACACCUUCCUGCUGAUGGAUGCUCUGGAGCAGGACGCCGCCCUGCUCAAAGAGGCUCGAGUUGAGAUCUGCCUUGAAAUAGGAUCCGGAUCUGGUGUGGUUUCAGCGUUUCUGGCUUCCAUUAUUGGAUCCAAUGCACUCUACAUAUGUACAGAUAUCAACCCUAUGGCAGCUUACUGUACACUGGAGACAGCUCUGCUUAACAAUGUUCAUCUUCAGCCAGUAAUUACUGACUUGGUCAAAGGAUUGUCACCAAGAUUAAAUGGGAAGGUUGAUCUCCUGCUGUUUAAUCCACCAUACGUGGUAACACCUUCUGAAGAGGUGAAAAGUCAUGGAAUAGAGGCAUCCUGGGCUGGUGGCAAAAAUGGCAGAGAAGUAAUGGACAGGGUUUUUCCAUUAGUAGCAGACCUACUUUCAACAGGAGGAUUAUUCUACUUGGUUACAAUUAAAGAAAAUAAUUCAGAUGAAAUUCUGGAAAUAAUGAAGAAACAUGGCUUAGAAGGAACAAGAGUACUUUCCAGGCAAGCAGGAAGAGAGAGGCUUACUAUUCUCAAAUUCAGGAGGUCUUGAUAAUGGUUCUUAGUCUUUUGGAUUAUCUAAACAUACUGGAUAUGCAGAAAGCUGUUCUCAAAACAAUUUUUUAAGCCAGGAUUUUCACAAUAAAGAGUACCCUCA
This is a messenger RNA of Rhea pennata, 806 nucleotides long. It is a transcript of the gene HEMK2, whose product is annotated as N-6 adenine-specific DNA methyltransferase 1. NCBI's taxonomy places the organism in Eukaryota, Metazoa, Chordata, Aves, Rheiformes, Rheidae. The transcript has 6 exons. Gene Ontology annotation, cellular component: eRF1 methyltransferase complex. Bases 48 to 701 code for a protein of 217 amino acids. Gene Ontology annotation, molecular function: nucleic acid binding; protein methyltransferase activity; S-adenosylmethionine-dependent methyltransferase activity. Gene Ontology annotation, biological process: methylation. The record is from RefSeq and is a predicted model, not a curated record.